ACAUCCUAGAAACUCGGCCUCCUUAAACUCACAUAAAAAACAAAAACUCAAAUUCAGUGAACAAACAAGAAGAAGAAGAAGAACUCUCAACUCAACCAUGUCUGACGAGGAGCACCACUUCGAAUCAAAGGCUGAUGCUGGAGCCUCCAAAACUUACCCUCAACAAGCUGGAACCAUCCGCAAGAAUGGUUAUAUUGUCAUCAAGAACCGUCCUUGCAAGGUGGUUGAAGUUUCCACUUCGAAGACAGGAAAGCAUGGACAUGCAAAGUGCCACUUCGUGGGAAUUGAUAUCUUUACCGGGAAGAAGCUUGAAGAUAUUGUUCCUUCAUCCCAUAACUGUGAUGUUCCUCAUGUUAAUCGUACCGACUAUCAGUUGAUCGAUAUUUCUGAAGAUGGUUUUGUGAGUCUUCUUACUGAAAACGGGAACACCAAGGAUGAUUUAAGGCUUCCCACUGAUGAUAACCUGCUUAGCCAGAUUAAAGAUGGGUUUGCUGAAGGAAAGGACCUUGUGGUGUCUGUUAUGUCUGCAAUGGGAGAGGAGCAGAUCUGCGCCCUUAAGGACAUUGGUCCGAAGUAAGAAUAUUAAAUAUGAUGCUAUGGCAUUAGCCAUAGCUGAUGGAAAGAGAACUCUACAUAUGUUGCUAACGUGGAGAUUAUCUACUAUCCAUGAGUUUGUUCUAUCCAUGAGUACAACAAACUUCUAUUAAGAUAGUAUUUUAGCUGUUUAUUACAACUCUUCAGGUUUGUGAUGAACAAAAUGGAAAGAGAAUAGGCGUUGCCAAAUCUCAUGAUGAAGGGAAUUUAUGUUGACAACGUGAUGGAUUUAUAUAUAUUUUAUUAUUCUAUUA
Molecule: messenger RNA, 848 nt
Organism: Pistacia vera
Lineage: Eukaryota; Viridiplantae; Streptophyta; Magnoliopsida; Sapindales; Anacardiaceae
Product: eukaryotic translation initiation factor 5A-2
Exons: 5
Coding region: 98-577 (159 amino acids)
Biological process (GO): positive regulation of translational elongation; positive regulation of translational termination
Molecular function (GO): RNA binding; translation elongation factor activity; ribosome binding
Source: RefSeq, a predicted model, not a curated record